Alexandromys fortis (reed vole) is the source of this 5705-nucleotide messenger RNA. It is a transcript of the gene Tmc6, whose product is annotated as transmembrane channel like 6. The coding region runs from base 724 to 3156 and encodes 810 amino acids. Gene Ontology annotation, molecular function: mechanosensitive monoatomic ion channel activity. The record is from RefSeq and is a predicted model, not a curated record. Gene Ontology annotation, cellular component: plasma membrane. The transcript is spliced from 20 exons. NCBI's taxonomy places the organism in Eukaryota, Metazoa, Chordata, Mammalia, Rodentia, Cricetidae.
CGGCCGUCGGGGGAGCUCUCCGAAAACUGCGAGUUCCCUAAGUGAAGACGGAGAGGGUUUGCUGACAGGGCUGAACCUGCCUUCUGGUGGGGGAGAUCCUGCGGGAGUCAGGGGAUUGGUUGCUCUUUCCGCCGCGCCCUCCCUUAGGGCCUUAGGUCAGGAGGACAAUGAGCCCCUUACAACGCUCUGGUUACUUUGUGCCCGGUGACAGAGCCGGACAAAGGGAGCUUGUGUGGGCUCAGCUCCCUCCUCCAGCUUUACGCUGCGUUGGGAAUGUAGGGAGGCACUCUCCCGUGGACACGAGAACCUCGGAGCGUCCAGACCCGAGUGUUGGGGGUGGGCUUCAAAGAGUCCUGUGUGCGGAGUGGGCGGUGCUAGGGGCAGGGCUUUGCGGCCGCCCGGCCGCGCUUCCUGCUCAAAAGAGCACUUUGGGGUCAUAGGGCGGGCACAGGGAAGUCCUCUAAACUUCCCAGCCUUUUCUCUGAGAGAGUUGAAGCCCUAGGGCCACGCCUGAGAACUGACCUGAAGGGGUAGUGUUCACAGACUUUUCCCCGGGACUAGUGACAUCUAGGAAGCUAACGGGGGAACUGCGCCUCACCCUUCCUUCCUGUUUGCUUUCCUUCCCCAUAGCCGGUUACUGAUGGCCUGUUUGGGCUCCCAUAGGCUGCGUCUAGUCUCUGAGCUCCCUUAGGCCUGCAGCUGGGCUGAGGGUGUACCACAGCCAUGGCUCAGCCACUGACUUUAGUCCUCAAUGUCCCAGAGACCACGGGGGACGAAGACCUGGAACCCAGCCCCUAUGAAGAGAGCGAGGUGCACGACUCCUUCCACCGGCUCAUUCAAGAGCAGAGUCUUCUGGUCGCCGAGGAGGGGCUGGAGCUGCUGCCCCAGGCUCCAGACAGAGGUUACCAGACCCUCCGGAGGCCUGAAGGUGCCCCCACCCACAGCACGGCCACUCUCCGCAUCUUGGCCAGCAUGCCUAGUCGCACCAUUGGUCGCAGCCGCGGGGCCAUCAUCUCCGAGUACUACAACCGCACAGUGAGGCUGCGGCGCAGGAGUAGCCGGCCCCUGCUGGGGAACAUGGUGCGCUCUGCCCGGCCCAGCCUUCGCCUGUAUGACCUGGAGCUGGACCACACCAUCUUGGAGGAGGAUGAGAAGCGGAGGCUGCUAGUGAAGGAGCUUCAGGGUCUGUCGGUGGCCCAGCGGGACCACAUGGUCCGGAACAUGCCUUUGAGCCUGGGUGAGAAGCGCUGGCUUCGAGAGAAUAGUUGGAGCCCAAAGGGAAAGAGGAGGGGCCAGCAGGACCGAGGUGGGGCCUUCUCCUGCUGCAGCAGGCUCAGAUACAGCUGCAUUCUGGCUCUGCACAGCCUGGGGCUGGUGCUGGUCUCAGGACUGUAUGCUGCCAGGCCAUGGCGCUAUGCUCUGAAGCAGAUUGGCGGCCAGUUUGGCUCCAGCGUCCUCUCCUACUUCAUCUUCCUCAAGACCUUAUUGGCCUUCAAUGUGCUGAUGUUGCUGCCUUUGCUGGGCUUCCUCGUGGGUGUGCAGGCUGCCUUCCCGCCUGACCCACCAGACCCGGUCCCUACCUGCUCUGGUCUAGAACUCCUCACAGGCAGGGGCUGCUUCACGCACACCGUCAUGUACUACGGCUACUACAGUAACAGCACGCUGAGCCAGUCAUGUGACUCCUCACGGGACAGUGGCCGGUGCAGCCCCGGGUCGGGCAGCCUGCCCUAUAACAUGCCGCUGGCCUACCUCUUCACGGUGGGGGCCGCCUUCUUCAUUACCUGCAUCACUCUGGUGUACAGCAUGUCCCACUCCUUUGGGGAAAGUUAUCGGGUCGGCAGCACCAAAGGCAUCCAUGCUCUUACGGUCUUCUGCUCCUGGGACUACAAGGUGACUCAGAAGCGGGCCUCCCGUGUGCAGCAGGACAGCAUCUGCACCCAGCUGAAGGAGUUGCUGGCUGUGUGGCAACUGCAGAAGCACCCCCGGAGUGCAUGCGGGCAGCUGUGGCAGGCUGCCAUGCUAGCUGUGGGAGGGCUGCUGUGUCUGGGCACCACGGUGGGCUGUGCAGCGGCUGUCUUCACCUUUUCAGAGGUCAUGAUGCAGCGCGGCCAGGGGGUGGAGCUGCUGGCCCUGCCCCUGGUGGUCAGUGCCCUUAAUCUGGGUGCCUCCUACCUGUUCUGUGGCCUGGCUACUCUGGAGCGACAUGACUCCCCUGUGUUGGAGGUAUACAUGGCCAUCUGCAGGAGUCUCAUUCUGAAGACGGCUGUCCUGGGCGUGCUUUGCUAUCACUGGCUGGGCCGCAGGGUGGCUACACUGCAGGACGGGUGCUGGGAGAACUUUGUGGGCCAGGAGCUGUACCGCUUCCUGGUCGUGGAUUUCAUCUUCACGCUCUUGGACUCCCUUUUCGGGGAGCUGGUGUGGAGGCUCAUCUCCGAGAAGAAGCUCAAGAGGAGGCAGAAGCCCGAGUUUGAUAUUGCUAGGAAUGUUCUGGACCUGAUUUACGGGCAGACGCUGACCUGGCUGGGUGUCCUGUUCUCACCGCUCCUGCCCGCAGUGCAGAUACUCCGGCUGCUGUUCCUUUUCUAUGUCAAAAAGGCAAGCCUGAUGGCCAACUGCCAGGCCCCUCGCAGGCCUUGGCUGGCAUCACACAUGAGCACCGUCUUCCUCACCCUGCUCUGCUUCCCGUCGUUCCUGGGCACAGCUGUUUUUCUCUGCUAUGCUGUCUGGCAGGUGAAGCCCUCAAGCACUUGUGGCCCCUUCCGAACUCUGACUACCAUGUAUGAGGCAGGCACGGUCUGGGUGCGUCGUCUGGAGCGUGCUGGCUCCAGGGGCUCCUGGCUGCCCUGGCUGCACCACCUCCUGGUGGAGAAUACUUUCUUCCUUUUCCUGGUGUCGGCCCUGUUACUGGCUGUCAUCUACCUCAACAUCCAGGUGGUGAAAGGGCAAAGGAAGGUCAUUUGCCUGCUCAAGGAACAGAUCCGGAAUGAGGGAGAGGACAAGAUCUUCCUGAUCAACAAGCUUCACUCUGUUUACGAGGGGGAGCAGAACAGGCCUGGCAGAACCGAGGAGGCCACUACAUUAUCUGCCCAGUUUGUGGAUGGAGGGGACAGUCACCAUGACCCUGCAGGCAGAGACUUGGACACAGCAGUAGAAUAACUUUCCUCGUCACCGACUCCUCGAGGUGAUGGCCAAGCAAGGAUGUGGGGCUACUCUGUCCUACCUGGGACUCCCUUCCCCUAGGUUCUUCAAUUUAUUUAUUUUGAAGACAGGAUCUAUCCACACAGCCUUGGCUGUCCUGAGUUCACUAUGUACAACAGGCUGGCCUUGAUCUGCCUGCCAAGUACUGGAAUCAAAGGCACGUGCCACCACACCUGGCUUUACCCAACUUUUUUUUUUUUUUUUUUUUUUUUGUUUUUCGAGACAGGGUUUCUCUGUGGUUUUGGAGCCUGUCCUGGAACUAGCUCUGUAGACCAGGCUGGUCUCGAACUCACAGAGAUCCACCUGCCUCUGCCUCCCGAGUGCUGGGAUUCAAGGCGUGCGCCACCAUCGCCCGGCCCAACUGUUUUUUUUUCUAAUUAACUGUUUUUUAUUCUAAUUAAAUGGGUUUUGCAAUCUGGAUUUGUUUUGGGAUAGGCUCGUGACCUGCUCCUGCCAGGUACAUGUAGGUGCUUGGGACCCACAAGCCUUCCAUGGGAACCUCAGGACUUGGGGCUCAGUCAAGGUCAUCUUCUAGCAAAGGGGAAGUGGCCACAUUUUCCUGAGCAAGAUCAAAGGCCUGGCUAUGUGCCCAGGGUGAAAAACUGAUCAGUGGUGAUGUUAUGUGGGCAAAGGAAGGGGGCAUAUUUAGGGAAGGACUCCCAUAUUUAGGGAUGACUCAAUGCUAUGGGUUAAGAAGCCCCUUGGUUCACCCAUCAGCACCCAGUCUAAGGUGGAUGGUGUGGGGUGAGAUGCCCUGGGUGAACUGAGCUACAGGAGCUUGUAGGUUUUACUCCUGAGACUCAACAUAGCAUCCUUCAAGUCUGAAUGACCUUCAGUAGGUGCAGUUUUUUGGGGGGAGUCACCCUGGGUCAGGACAAAAUAGCAGUGCUGGGCCCACUUGUCCCCAUGGGUGUCUCAGCUGUCACAGCUGGAUGGUACUGUAUCUCCAGUCCCUGUGGGCCCUGCAUUAAAUGAAGAUAUCAGUUCUGUCUCACAAAGUCAGGAUGCACCACUGAGAAGGAGAACAUACCCAGGGAGUUUUCACAGAAUCACCAGCACUGCCUUCCGUGGGGUGUGACACAAGGAUCCAGGCAAUGCCUGAGAGCAGCAGAGGCUGUCAGCACCCCAGCCGACCAUGCUUUUUGUCUACAACCUCCAUUCCUUACCUUGGGAUGGGGCUCUAGGGUUCCUGGGAGUGCUUAGCAUCAGGGGCUCUACCACAAAGCCACCCCCCACUGGUGUUUGUAGGAAAGGGAGGGAAGAUGAGUUUGCUGUAACUGGCAAAUGCAAUCAACUCCAGACUGGGAAACUGUAAACUUCUGUUUAGCAGGUCGUAGCAUUUCAGUGAAUACAGAGCUCAUGUAGCCCAUGCUAGGCAAGGAUAACUGCAGUCCUGAUCCUCUUGCCUGCACUCCCUAAUGCUGGCAUUGCAGCCGUGCGUUCCUGUCACCUCUGCUUCUUGACCUUGGCUGCACAGGGGAGCACACAGGCUUUGAAACCACCUGGGCCUCUGCUCUCCUUAAGGAAUACUCAGACCAAGCACUAUGAUUUUGAAGAUUUCUGGGUGCAAUCUAGCACCAUCUGUCAUAGGUGGACACCUAAGCUGAAGGCUGUUCACAAGGAUGGAUGGGGUUGACAGAUGAGCUUGUGAGGACACCUUUAUCAGCAGUGACUCCGAAAAGCACUGGCUCACAAGGGCACUUGUCACCCUGGCCGCACAGAAGCUUCUUGGGAUAUAACCCUUGCUGCCAACGUCUGUCUGCUUCAUUCAUCGCAGGCCCCACAGUAGCUCCCACCGUGGCUUGGGUCCCAGUCGGGCUUGCCCACCUCCACGGGCAUUCUCUUCUGUCAGGCACACCACCUUGGCUGGGCAUCCUGCCUUCUGCUGUCACUGCUGUGCCACAGUCUCGUCAGAACAGUGUGGUGCUAGGGCAGCUCCAAACCUACUGCUUCCUGGAUCUGACAUAAGGCCUACUUCAUCCAAUCCAAUCCCAUGAGGUUUCUUCCACUGGUUCUCAUUCUGCUCCUCAUCAAAAUCCAACAUGGCUUCGAUGGCCGGGCCGGGUGCCACCUCCACAAACCUGUUCACUCCCUGGCUGUCUUGAAGGCACUGGAAGGCUGACAACAGCAUCUGACUGACAGGGAGCCUCCUCUAAGCCACUGCUUCUUUACUACAGGAGACAAAAACACAGCAGCUCCAAGGCUAGCCGUAGUCUGCUCUUCUGCUGAAGCUCUGGUCAGCUGAGCUGGAGGUUGCUGGAAGGCCAAGGGCAGCUUGAAAUCCUGAGUCUCACUCUUCCCUCUGGAUUCCCAUGAGGCCAGGACCCCAUGGGUGAUUUCCUCAGCAGAGCUACCAGCUCUCCUCCUCAGCACAUGGUGGGCCAACAAUAGCGUUUGAGAGCUGACCUAGUGCCACCCAUGAGCCCUAGGGCAACAAUGCCUCUGUUUUGUGCAUUUUAGCCAAUAGGUCUUAGGGGCAGAGAUCAAUAAAACACUUAGAAAGCACA